CCUAUUUCCAUGGCCCUUCUCUCAGUUUUCCCGCGAGAAAUCCUCUCCUUCUUCCAUAAUCAUCAAAAACAAAAUGCAAAAACCCAAAAAAACAAAAAAUCACACGACGCAACCACCUAGCCUCUCUGUCCAUCAAUCUCAAUCUCUCUCUGUGUUAAUGCGGAAUCCGAUUUAACACCGGAAUCCGCCAUGGAAGAUGAAUAAAAUCCGGUCUCUCCGCUGCCUCCUCCCGGAGACCAUAACCUCCGCCUCCACCGCCGCCUCAAAUCGAGGAUCUGACGGUAGCCAAUUCAGCGUCCUAUGGCGGCAUCAGAUCCUGGACCCGGACAGCAACAUCGUCACCUAUUGGAACCACGUCUUUCUCAUUACCUCAAUCCUCGCUCUCUUCCUCGAUCCUUUCUAUUUCUACGUCCCUUACGUCGGUGGUCCGGCGUGUCUCUCCAUCGACAUCAGCCUCGCCGCUACUGUCACUUUCUUCCGUACAGUCGCCGAUAUCUUCCACCUCUUGCACAUUUUCAUGAAAUUCAGAACUGCGUUCGUCGCGAGGAGUUCUCGUGUUUUUGGUCGCGGUGAGCUUGUUAUGGAUUCUAGAGAGAUUGCUAUGAGAUACUUGAAGACAGAUUUCCUCAUUGAUGUCGCCGCCAUGCUUCCCCUUCCUCAGCUUGUUAUUUGGCUAGUAAUUCCAGCGGCCACAAAUGGAACUGCUAAUCAUGCCAAUAGCACUCUCGCACUUAUCGUUCUUGUUCAAUACAUUCCAAGAUCAUUCAUCAUAUUCCCACUCAACCAAAGGAUUAUCAAAACAACCGGGUUUAUCGCCAAGACUGCUUGGGCAGGAGCUGCAUACAACCUCCUAUUGUACAUCCUUGCUAGUCACGUGUUAGGAGCAAUGUGGUAUCUGUCAUCAAUCGGGCGGCAGUUUUCGUGCUGGUCCAACGUAUGCAAGAAAGACAACGCUUUGAGAGUUUUGGAUUGUCUUCCUAGCUUCUUGGAUUGCAAGAGUUUAGAACAACCAGAGCGCCAGUAUUGGCAGAACGUUACUCAGGUCCUUUCUCAUUGUGAUGCUACAAGCAGCACUACCAAUUUCAAAUUCGGAAUGUUUGCUGAAGCCUUUACCACUCAAGUUGCUACAACAGAUUUUGUGUCCAAGUACUUGUAUUGUCUUUGGUGGGGUUUAAGAAAUCUAAGUUCUUAUGGACAGAAUAUAACCACAAGUGUAUACCUUGGCGAGACCUUGUUCUGUAUAACAAUUUGUAUUUUUGGGUUGAUUCUCUUCACACUCCUGAUUGGUAACAUGCAAUCUUCUCUGCAAUCGAUGUCAGUAAGAGUUGAGGAAUGGAGAGUUAAGAGAAGAGACACUGAAGAAUGGAUGAGACAUCGUCAACUACCUCCAGAGCUUCAAGAACGUGUCCGAAGAUUUGUCCAAUACAAAUGGCUUGCAACCAGAGGUGUCGAUGAAGAAUCAAUCCUCCAUUCAUUACCUACAGAUUUACGCCGUGAAAUCCAACGUCAUCUUUGUCUCUCCCUUGUUCGCCGGGUCCCGUUCUUCUCUCAAAUGGAUGAUCAACUUCUUGAUGCUAUAUGCGGAUGCCUUGUCUCAUCUUUAAGCACGGCCGGGACAUACAUAUUCCGUGAAGGUGAUCCGGUGAAUGAGAUGCUAUUUGUGAUCCGAGGACAAAUAGAGAGCUCAACAACAAAUGGAGGAAGAUCUGGUUUCUUCAACUCCACUACUCUACGACCUGGCGAUUUCUGUGGGGAAGAACUUCUUACAUGGGCCUUAAUGCCAAACUCUACACUCAAUCUUCCGUCUUCAACACGAAGCGUCCGUGCCCUCUCUGAAGUAGAAGCCUUUGCAUUAAGCGCAGAGGAUCUUAAGUUUGUUGCUCAUCAGUUCAAACGUCUUCAAAGCAAAAAGCUUCAACACGCUUUCAGGUACUACUCACAUCAAUGGAGAGCAUGGGGAGCAUGUUUUGUCCAAUCUGCAUGGAGAAGAUACAAGCGAAGAAAGCUUGCGAAAGAGCUCAGCCUUCACGAGAGUAGCGGAUACUAUUACCCGGAUGAAACAGGUUACAAUGAAGAAGACGAAGAAACUAGAGAGUAUUACUAUGGAAGUGACGAGGAAGGCGGAUCAAUGGACAACACAAAUCUGGGAGCAACGAUCUUAGCAUCUAAAUUUGCGGCGAACACGAGAAGAGGAACAAAUCAAAAGGCUUCAAGUAGUAGUACUGGUAAGAAAGAUGGAUCUUCCACCAGUUUGAAGAUGCCUCAACUAUUCAAACCAGAUGAGCCUGAUUUCUCUAUAGAUAAAGAAGACGUUUAAAGUGUAGUCAUUAUGGGCAAAAAACUUUUGUGUGAACUGUUUGGUUUUAGAUGGUAAAUAGUUAGGAAACUCCCUUAAUUAUUUCAACUUGUAAUUUUUCUUUUCUUUUCGUUUCGGUUUGAGGAUGUUAGAUAUAGAAAACGAGUGUAGAGUAAAAAUACAUUGUUCUUAAACUGU
Molecule: messenger RNA, 2494 nt
Organism: Arabidopsis thaliana (thale cress)
Lineage: Eukaryota; Viridiplantae; Streptophyta; Magnoliopsida; Brassicales; Brassicaceae
Gene: CNGC18
Product: cyclic nucleotide-gated channel 18
Exons: 6
Coding region: 197-2317 (706 amino acids)
Biological process (GO): monoatomic ion transmembrane transport; monoatomic ion transport; calcium ion transmembrane transport
Cellular component (GO): plasma membrane; cytoplasmic vesicle membrane; membrane
Molecular function (GO): monoatomic ion channel activity
Source: RefSeq, marked reviewed